This is a messenger RNA of Trypanosoma grayi, 849 nucleotides long. Its product is annotated as putative dynein heavy chain. The transcript has a single exon. Gene Ontology annotation, biological process: ubiquinone biosynthetic process. Gene Ontology annotation, molecular function: lipid binding. Bases 1 to 849 code for a protein of 282 amino acids. Lineage: Eukaryota; Euglenozoa; Kinetoplastea; Trypanosomatida; Trypanosomatidae. Gene Ontology annotation, cellular component: mitochondrial inner membrane. The record is from RefSeq and is a predicted model, not a curated record.
AUGCAAUACGCGCAGCUUUCCUCGUUGCGGAAGAAGGUCCUUGAGGAGGCCGCCAAGUUGGUGCCGAAGUAUGGAUUCAGAGACGCUGGUUUAGUUUCUUACGCGCUUGAGGCAACCAAGGAAAACGAAUUCUCCAGAGAUGUGGGGACUCUGGGCGAUGCUGAUUUUGCCCGUAUGUUUCCCAGGGGUUUUCCAAUAGCCUUAGUUGAACACAUUGUUGUCAACAGUAACAAUGUUACCCAUCGACGACUAGAGGAGUGUUUUAACAAAGCUGCCACUCUUGAGUCUGUCGCCAAGAACAGCGAGCUAUAUAGAACUGGACAGUACAAACCUCCAGGUGUAAAAAAUGUUGUGGAGGAGGCAAUGCUAACGAAGUUUAACUGUUUGAUGCCUUAUGUGAAGCACUGGCCGGAAGCAGUAGCACUGGAAUGGAAUCCCGUUAAUGUUCCAUUUGCUAUUAAGAAUAUGGCGGAGUUUGUCGAUACCACUUGUUAUUAUGCGGAACGUAUGGAAAAUUUAGGAGCUGUAAUUGCGUCGGGAAACGUACUUCUUCAAUCCCGUCUUCACUGUUUUGACCCUAACGACUCUCUGAAUAGUAAGCCGAAUCGCGGGUGUCAUGCAGCUUUUAAAACGGACGAGGAACGUUUCUGGCACUCAUUUUCUGCCGCAAUCCCACUCUCUAAUGGCCCUCAUACGAGGGAGGGAUCAUUGAGCUAUGAAUGGUAUGCGAAGAGAACCAAGGUAGCUGCGGUGCUUAGCUUAGGAAUGCUAUCGUUCAUUGGAGAAGAGUCUUGCCAUCAUCCAGAGACGAAAGCCAUGUUAAAGUGUAUUACAGACAAACUGCUUUAG